CAACCAACACCGAUUCGUGACAAAGAUUUUCCCGUAGCAAAAGUGCAGCGAAUCCGAGCUGUCCGGAUUAAGGUCUCUCCGGGAUAUUCGUUAUGUUUCUAAGCAAAACGAAAGCCACCGAGAAGUGGCUGGACGCGCAGUGCGAUGGCAAGGCCGCGUUGCACACCCUGCCGGCCUGUAUGUCGCUGUGCGACCUGAAGAACGACAACUACUACCAGCUGGUGAUUGUCGACGUGCCGCUGUUUGACUUUGAUGCCAAGCCCAAGCUGAAGGUGUACAAGGGGACGAACUUGACCAGCGAGCAGAAUCUGCCGGGGAUUCCGGCGGCCGUGGAGAGUUUUUACAUUAGCGAGCAGGAACCGAGGAUUCCAAUCAUUGCUGUGGCCAUAGCUUCAUCGGUUCUGUUCUACCGGAAUAUGAAGCCGUACUACAAGUUUACAAUCCCUGGUUUGGACAUUGAACCGCUUGAACGGGACGUCUGGAAGAAGUUACCGAUUGAGAAGCCGGAAAACGUUGAUGCUCUUAUCGAUACCCUUAGAACGUUGGAUCUAUCCAGGAUGACCGAGCUAUCGCAGGAACUGUGUGCACUCCCCGAGGACAGUCGAGCCGCGUUCAUCAAAACAAACGCUGAUGCAACCCUGGAACGUUUGUCGGUCAUCACGGCUAUGGCCUCGAUCAAGAAGACCUCAAACGAGACCAAGUCGGCGUCCUGUCUCAUUCUGGCUACAGAGUCCGGAGAGCUGCUCAUCCUGGACACGCAGGCCUUUGUAGUACUUCACCAGGCCCGUGUAUGCUCGUUUCAGGGUACUCCGAGUAUCAUCUCGGCCAGUGGCCAGUACGACAUCGACUUCAGGUUGGUGAUCUCGACGCGGGAAGGUUCGCUGUGCCUCUUGCGCAAAGGUUGGCUCGUCGGGCAGCACAUCGUGAAGCUGGAAAAUCCGGCCGCCGGGCUGGCACUGCUGCCGAUCGAUCAGACAAUUGUCGUGGUGUGCAUGGACAAUUAUCUGCUUUGCUACUCGAAAAAGGGCAAGAAGCUGUGGUCGGUAACGUUGCCCCAGCCGGCGGUUUGCAUGACGCCGGUGUGUCUGCCCCACCUGGGCAUCAAUCUGGUCUGUGUGGCGCUCCGCGGAGGUCUGGUCCAGUUCUACUGUCAGAAGAAGCUGGUCGAUCAGUUCUACGCUCCGGAGACCGUGUCCGCCCUCACGUUUGGCCGCCUCGGCCAGGAGGAGCACGUACUGAUCCUGGUCACUUCCGACGGUUCGCUGAUCGUUAAGAUCCUCAAACGGACGGCCGAGUUCCCGACGACGGAGAACAUCUACGACGUCAAGACGGCCUGCGAGGAGGCGUCCGGCAAUCUGCAGAUCCCUAAAAAGACCAAGAUCUUCGUCGAGCAAACCUUGCGCGAGAAGGAACACGCCGCCACGAUCCACAACUCGUUCCAGUCGGAACUGUGGCGGAUGCGCCUCACGGCGGCCCGUGCCACCGUGGACGUCAUCAGCUCCGCCGACAGCAACAUGUCCGGGGACGUCGGCCUGGCCGCGAUCAAAAUGACCGCCGAGGUGCUUGGCCUUGGACCGGUGUUCAAGCUGUUCCUCGUCCUGGAGAACAUCUCCGCCCGGAAAGAGGCCACCAAUUUGAACAUCCUGAUCCAGGCCGAUCAUCGACACUACCAGGUCGAUCGACCCUACCUAGAACUGCCCAUGUUGGUGCCGGGAGCUCCACUAAAGCUGGACUUUAAGAUCACCGUCGUUACGGACCCCGGCGACGGGCUACCUCCGGUUGAUCUCACCCCGGAGAACUCGUUCAUCCGAGUGCUGAUCUUCAAAAGUGGCCAUAGCAAACCGCUAAUUGCGUCGACCGUGGUGAUGCCGCAGCCCGAGCCGCAGCAGCUGGGAUCGUUUUAAGUAGGAAAAUUUUGCUGAAUAAAGUUGGAUCAUAGCCUUAUUAACCCAGUAACUUAA
This is a messenger RNA of Culex quinquefasciatus (southern house mosquito), 1961 nucleotides long. RefSeq names its product Bardet-Biedl syndrome 1 protein homolog (gene BBS1). Gene Ontology annotation, biological process: protein localization to cilium; non-motile cilium assembly. Gene Ontology annotation, molecular function: smoothened binding; patched binding. The record is from RefSeq and is a predicted model, not a curated record. Gene Ontology annotation, cellular component: centrosome; axoneme; BBSome. The transcript has 4 exons. Lineage: Eukaryota; Metazoa; Arthropoda; Insecta; Diptera; Culicidae. Bases 93 to 1904 code for a protein of 603 amino acids.